Molecule: messenger RNA, 618 nt
Organism: Tetranychus urticae (two-spotted spider mite)
Lineage: Eukaryota; Metazoa; Arthropoda; Arachnida; Trombidiformes; Tetranychidae
Source: RefSeq, a predicted model, not a curated record
AGCUUGUUUUCAAUUUAAUAUUCAAAUCUAUCUCAACUUUCAAUUAGUAAACCAACUCUUGUUACCUGUGAAGAAAAAGAUUGUUACAAAAAUGAAAUUCUUCAUGUUAACUGUCUGCCUUUUUGGAACUGUAUUUGCUAAGAGUCUUUCUACAGAAUGGACACCGCUCCCUAGCGAUGAUCCAACUGUUGUAAAGUUUGCUAACCUAGCCGUUGCUGAUAUCAAUGGAAAGGAAAAAUUGUUUUAUAAUAAACUGAUCCAGAUUAAAGAAGCUAAAUCUAGUAAAGCUAAAUUUUAUGUGUUCAAAGUGAUCGUAGGAAAAACUGAUUGUCCCAUACGUGGACCGUACACUGAUGCUUGUCAAAUCAAGGAUGAUGCACCUCGUAAAGAAUGCUCUGUUUAUUACUAUUAUAAUACUGUAGAAUGGAAGCAUGGCACAUACACUUGUGAUGAACUUAAAUCUUCAUGAAAAAUGAUUUGUCCAAAUUUUCUUGGUAAAUGUGAUUGAAGUACAUGAUUCGGAAAAAGCGAAAUUUGCGAUUUAAGAUAAGCAGAUUUCAAAACAAAUUCGUAAGCAUUUUGAUUGAGUUGAAUAAAGCCGUUUUUUGAUAAUUUCAA